UGUCUCUCUCUCGGACCAGGCUUUUCCCGGUAUACUCAAUUCGAUUAAGAACUGAUCGUGUAGAGGUGGUCGCCUUUCGACCCAGCCCUCGCCCUGGAGGUCUGGCAGCGUGGUUGAUACUGGGUAGGACCGAGGCGGCUUUCUCGCCCUUGGCUGUUUGGAAGGCCGCAAGAGCGAUUCCUUGGCCUGUGAGUGACCAGCCUCAGCCAGAGUUGGACUGGCGACCUUCUCACUCCCACUUCCCAGACCCUUUGUUCCCUACUUCUCUUUAUUUUCGCCCUUGGAUCCCGAUUAGUACAAUAGAAAUAAAUGUGGAACAUUUUAAUUUUAAGAUACAGCCGUUCGGUUCCAUUGACUAGUUCUUGGUUUGUGGCAGAUGGUUUUAAACUAGACCUCAGCGCGUUCACCUGUAAAAUGGGCUUAUUGUCCCAUCGAUCACAAAACUAUUUUUGAGACACUGGCAGAAAUCGGAUCUCUCUCAAAAUGGAAGAUCUUGAUCAAUAAAAUCGACAUAACUCAUCUCAACAAAGAUUACACUCUUAGUAACUGGAAUGCUUUUUAUGUAGAACAGUUGUAAAAAUGGAAAAAGAAAAAGUAAAUGAUGAUGGAAAAGUAGAUCUAGAGAAUUCCUCAGACUUUUCUGAACAUUUUAACCAACUUGAAUUGUUGGAAACACAUGGACACCUUAUUCCCACUGGCACUCAAAGCCUCUGGGGAGGCAAUUCUGAUGAAGACGAGGAAGAGCUAUAUGAAAAAAAUGAAGAAUGGUAUCAAUUGCAAGAAAAAAAAAUGGAAAAAGAUCCAAGCAAACUGCUUCUUUGGGCUGCUGAAAAGAAUCGGCUUACUACAGUUCGGAGACUACUUUCUGAAAAGGCCACUCAUGUGAACACCAGGGACGAAGAUGAGUAUACUCCCCUUCAUCGAGCAGCCUACAGUGGACACUUAGAUAUUGUCCGGGAGCUGGUCGCACAGGGGGCAGAUGUUCAUGCGGUGACUGUGGAUGGCUGGACACCUUUGCACAGUGCUUGUAAGUGGAAUAAUACCAGAGUGGCUUCUUUCUUACUUCAGCAUGAUGCAGAUAUCAAUGCUCAAACAAAAGGCCUCUUAACCCCUUUGCAUCUUGCUGCUGGGAACAGAGACAGCAAAGAUACUCUGGAGCUCCUCCUGAUGAACCGUUACAUCAAACCAAAUCUGAAGAACAACUUGGAAGAAACUGCAUUUGAUAUUGCCAGGAGGACAAGUAUCUAUCACUACCUCUUUGAAAUUGUGGAAGGCUGUACAAAUUCUUCACCUCAGUCUUAAUGGUUCUAAUAAUUUUCUUAAGUUUCUAAGUACCAGUGCCUCCUUUGUGUGAUAUAAAAUAUUGCCAUAACAACAAAAUCGACAUCAAAUGUCUUACUAUAGACACUCAGUGGUACGCAUUAUGUUCUUCAAGUGAAUUGCCUGACCUUGAUGUCAAAAUGUAUUUGAGAGUUGCUUGGAUGUAUCUUUAAUGAUUUUGGUGGAGUUUGUGAUUUUUUAUCAGAAGUAAUUUUAACUUACACUUAAAAACUUAACACGGGUAAUACAGAAACUAAAGAUAUUUUUGGUGCUGAUCCAAGAGAAAUGUAUUUUUAAAUAUCCCCAAACCUGAAUCUUUGUUGAGUAUUUAAUAUACUGACACAUAUUUUUGUAAGGUGAGGUAACUCAAUUUAAUUUAAAAGUCUCAGGCUGGGGAUGUAGCUUAGCAGCACAGUGCCUGCCUGGUAAGCACGAGACCCUGAGUUCAGUUCCCAGUGCCCCAAAACAAACAAACAAAAAACCAAGGUCUAAAUACACUGGUGCAGUUCAGCUGUCUUCUCUACAUUAUCAUAGCCAAUUGCUUUCCUUCAAAAUCAGAAAAAUAAAUAUAUUAGUGACUUGAAUCUUUAUACAUUAAAAAGUUUUUUAAAAACCUCAGAUCUUUAUUUUUGAAAAUACAAUUUUUAGGAAAGCUGCUGUUUAAUCUAUGAAUGUUAUAUACUGCCUCCCUUUCCACAAUCACGUAAUUCUGUGAAUAACCCUACCUCACACUGGUCAUUCUACAUGAUCUACUCUUACAGUGAGUCGAUAUGAUCUUUCAGACAUAUACACAACUAUACCUUAGUCCAGAAGAUUUUAACCUACUUGCCUCCAACUAGUUUUUUCUGCCUAUCCUGCGGGAUCGGGCACUGCUCAAAUCUGUUGAGUUCACAGAAUAUGUUGAUUUUCCAAGGUCCUCAUGUUAAAUAAGCCAUUUCAAAGGCAAGAUGAUAAGAGAUAAGGAACUCUUAAGACUGAAGGGAUGAUUAUUAUAUAGGGACUAGAACUACCAAGUGGCUCAGCUUUCUUUAAAAACCGUGGUGUGGAUAGUGACAAAAAUCAUAAAAAUAAAUAUUCAAGAAAAAUAAAGUACAAGUUUUGACAAUAAAAAAAGUCAUGAAUCCUUUUCUUGUGUAUAAUUUUUUUUUUUUUUUUUUUUUUUUUUUUUGGUACCAGGGAUCGAACUCACAACUUUGUGCUUACAAAGCAGGCACUUUGCCACUGAGCUAGAUCCUCAGCCUCAAUCUGUGUAUAAUUUUGUUAGCAUAUUUAUUCAAAUGGCAUGCCUUUAGAAUCUACUCUCUCAGUGUCUCCAGCACAGUUUUCCACUGAAUAUUAAACCCUUCUGUGACUGUUCCCAGGGGGUCUUCUUUUAACGUCUUAGCACUGGAACUAGAACUCACACCUGAGGGAACGGAAACUAGACAAAGUUCAUUGUUCUUUGCAUUGCUUCCCCACCCCACCCUUACUGGAGAUUCAGCCCGGGGCCUUUGCACUGUGAUAUCCCCAGUACUUUUUUAUUUUGAGGCAAGGUUUUACUAAAUCCAGGCUUACGCUGGAUGUGUAAUCCUUAUGCCUCAGCUUCCCAGUGUGGUAGGAUUAUACAUGUCCACCACCAACCCAGUCUGUUAGUAUAUUUAAAUUUUUUACUAGUACAUGUUUGCUGUAGAUAAUCAUUGCACUUCAACACAUCUUAAUUCUUUUUUACACCCUUCCCAUCCUUCCCUGUUCCCUCCAACAAGAAUUUCCAUUUGAAAAAGCUCUACACUAGGGCUGUAUUUCCAUAUUUUCUUUGAUUUUUUUUUUUUUUUAAAUUCUUCAUCCUAGCAGGGUGUGGUGGCCCACACCUGUAAUCCCAGCACUCAGGAGGCUGAGGCAGGAGGAUUGUUGCAAGUUUGAGACCAGCCUGGGCUGUACUAUGAGCUCAAGACCAGCCUGAACUGCAUAAUGAGACCCUGUCUCAAACAAAAUAAAUCCUUCAUCCUUUUAUUACCUCCCCUGCCUUCAUUUCUUAUUCCCCCUCCCUUUUGUAAAAGAUUUCCCUACAUCGUAUUAUAUAUCUUUAUUUUGUUCUGUGUAUUUUUUAAAUGACUACCUAAGUUUGUCUCUUGAGCCAACCCAUAUGAUUCAAGUACCUUAGGCUAAAUAAUAAUGUUAUUUGGUCAAAUAUAUAUGGCAGUUUCUUGGUUAAGACAAAAUUCGAUCAUCCCAGAAAAUUUUAAAAUAAUAAAUGAACUGAAUCAUUGUGACAUUAUUUUGUAAUCUAUGACUAGAAUAUACUUCAGUUUUAAGAGUACCAACAUCUCAUGUACAGGUUUUGACAGAAUAUGAAAGGUUACUUUCUGUUUAAUCUGGCCUGAGUGAUAUGAAAUGGUAGGUAAGCUGAAAGUGAUGAUAGAAUAGGACCCUGUCUUCCCAGGAGAUUGCUGAAUGUGGCAGAUUGGUUUUCUGCGAGUCACAGGGCCUGUGGUUCUAUUCUUAAUUUGAGUAGGUCAUACUCAUGAUUUUUAUAUAAAGUUUCUAUUUAAUUAUGAGGCCUAUCUUUAUCACUUUCUCAUUACUGGGAUACAACACUGAACACCCACAAUUUAAAGGUAGAGAGGUUAAUUUUGGCUCACAUUUCUGCUCCAAGGCUGAAAGACAUGGUGGAAAAGAUUGCCAGAGAAAAACUGCUCACAUCAUGGCAGCCAGGAAACAGAUAGCAAAGUGGGGACAUGAAAAGGGAUAUGCACCCUUAUAAGUCAUCCCCCCACCUACCCACCUCUUGAGUAGACUGAAUAUCCUAACAUCACAUUUAGUAUAGCACCUCUGUGAUUCAGUCACCUUUCAGAAGCCUCACAAAGUGCUUCGGGUAGACAUCUAGAUAUAAAUCAUAACAGAACCAAAGAAGCCUCCUUACUUUUGCUUAGAAGUUGACGUUUGACUGACUAGUCUUGUUUUCAGGACUCGGUGUGCAAUUAAAACUGCAUAUAAAGAAAUCCCUCCUCCAAGUUGCCAACAAAAUAUAUAGCAUGGGUAUUGUUUGUACCCUUUAUACUUUCAUUUAUAUUUACAGGACUCCUGUAUCCAUAGAAGGCAUUCACUAAUGGUGCUUUUCACAUAUUGGUAACUUCCAGUUUAUGCAAUCUAAAUAGCUAAUAGCUUGCAAAUAAAAUUUUCUCUUAAUAAGCCGGGCAUGGUAGCUCACACCUGUAAUCCCAGCACUCGGGAGGCUGAGGCGGGAGAAUCAUUGCAUAUUUGAGACCGGCCUGGACUACAAAGUGAGCUCAAGGCCAGCCUGAACUACAUAGGGAGACCCCAUCUCAAAAAGGACAAAAAAAAAAAAAAAUUAAUAAUAGAAAAGUUACCCAAAGACUUUAAGAUUACAUUUUUUAAUAACUAAUGGCUUAAUUUUUAUUUACUUACAUACUUGAGGAAGAAGUAACUUGUUAUUGUUGGAGGUCAACAUAACUUACAGACUUAUAGUUGAGGUGGGAGAAUCAUUGCAUAUUUGAGACCAGCCUGGGCUACAAAGUGAGCUCAAAGCCAGCCUGAACUACAUAGGGAGACUCCAUCUCAAAAAGGACAAAAAAAAAAAAAAAAUAGUAGAAAAGUUACUCAAAGACUUUAAGAUUACAUUUUUUAAUAACUAAUGGCUUAAUUUUUAUUUACUUACAUACUUGAGGAAGAAGUGACUUGUUAUUGUUGGAGGUCAACAUAACUUACAGACUUAUAGUCAAAUCAGUUGGUUUUGCCUUUGUAAAUCUCAAAUAUAUUUCUCCAGGCAGCCUGCUGGCCCACAACCUACCAUAAUGAUGGGACACAGAGUCUUUGCAGUAGGGCUAUAAGGAAUUCAUUCAUUUCUAUGUGUUCCCAUCUGUUAUGACACUCACAACUGCUGUUUGAUGAUCACAAGACACCAAGGCAAUGUCUCAAGAAAUGUCCCACACCACAAUGAAAUCUGGAUCAACUCUAUUCCUGAUUAACAUAUAUACCAUCUUUACCCUACCUGAAAUGACCCUAGAAAUUUAUGAAGCUGCCUAAAAUAUGAUUAUCAAAUCCAUCAUGCUUUGCUGUAGUUAAUCAUGCAUGGGAUGCUCUAAUUCUCUUAUAAGAUUAUAGGUAGCCAUGAAACUUGACAAUAAGAAAGACUGUAGAAAUUAACUAAAAUCAUCAAAUAGAAACUAAGGAACUUUUAGUUGCCACAUUAAACAAAAUGGGUGAAUAGUAUGUUAAAAGGAUAUGUUUAACUCAGUAUGUCUGAAAUAUUCAUUUCAACAUAAGAUACUUGUAUCUCAUAGCUUGUAUCAUAUGGCUUGUAUCUAGAUGUACCUCCACAGCCUCAUGUGGUCAUAGGUAAAGUUUUCAGCAGUGGUUGGAUCUACAGUGUGUGAUGCUGGGAUUAAGGAUUUGAUGCUGGUAUUGAUUCACUAAUGCAAUGUUGGGAUUCAAGAUGGGUAGCCUGUAUAGAAUAUAGGGGACAGAAAGAGGGCCGCCAUUGUCACUACUUGUCUUUUGCUGCUUGCUGCUUUCUCCUGCCAUGAACUGUUUCUCCUUUAUGAUGCCCCUCUAUCAUGGUACCCUGUUUUGGAGCCAGCUGAUUAUGGACUGAAACCUCCACAACUGUGAGCUCCAAAAGGAAAGAAAGCUCAAACACUAUGCAAAACAAUUUUGGACUAUAAUAAGGAAAUGAGAUUCUAACAAAUUUAUUUCCAGAGUGGAUCCAAGGCCUUAAAUGACUUAUUGCUCUUUCUAUGUGGAGCUUUCUGAUGCCUAGUAAAUGAGUUUUUCUACAUUCAUACCUAUUUUUUCCUUUUUCAAAAUGUGGUCUCAUUAAUAAUAAAAGGAAUAAAAAUAAAAUAUUCA
Molecule: messenger RNA, 6165 nt
Organism: Cavia porcellus (domestic guinea pig)
Lineage: Eukaryota; Metazoa; Chordata; Mammalia; Rodentia; Caviidae
Gene: Ankrd49
Product: ankyrin repeat domain 49
Exons: 3
Coding region: 580-1302 (240 amino acids)
Biological process (GO): positive regulation of DNA-templated transcription
Molecular function (GO): protein binding
Source: RefSeq, a predicted model, not a curated record